AAAAACAGCUUGGUCGCAAUUGUGAAUGACACUCCUUUAAACCUGCGUGUUCAGAUUCAGCUCUGUAGUCAAGAACAAUCGUUUGCCCAUAGAAGUCGUUUUCUUAAAGCAAGUCGGAUCUCUGCUAUGGCCUCCUCUCUGCAGAGCUUGAUUCAUGAUGAUGGCAGAUACCAGAAGUCCUUCCACCUUUUUCUGGAGCGCUCCUCUGAACAUCAGUGUAUGCAGGACUUCAUUGACAAUAUACUGCCAGACAUACUGGCCAGCAUUGGAGACGGAAAGUCCCAUCUAAAUGUCAUUGGAGUUGGAAGUGGAGAUGGUGUGAUUGACCUGAAGAUGCUCUCCAAGCUUCAUCUGAGGCACCCAGGGGCGACAGUGGAUAACGAGGUGGUGGAGCCUAGUGGCCAGCAGCUACAUAACUACAAAGUCUUGGCAUCGCAGAAACCAGGUCUGGAUUACAUUACCUUCACUUGGAACAAGAUGACUUCCUCUGAGUUUGAGCAGCACUGGAAGGCGAAGAAGAUGACUAAGAAGGCUGACUUCAUUCACAUGAUACAGAUGCUGUACUAUGUAAAGGAUCCUGAAGCUACAGUCAGCUUCUUCCGUAGUCUCCUCAACAAGAAUGGGAAGCUUCUGAUCAUUCUAGUGUCUGGUGAAAGUGGUUGGGGAAAUCUUUGGCGGACUUACAGGAAUGAGCUCUGUAACACAGAAAUAAGCCAGUGUGUGACCACUAGAGACAUCAAAAGCUUCCUGGACUCUAAGGGAGUAAGCUACCAGAACUACAUGCUGCCAUCUCAAAUGGAUAUUACAGAGUGUUUCUCUGAGGGGGAUGAGAAGGGAGAGCUGCUGCUCGAUUUUCUGACUGAGGUGCUGGACUUUAGUAACACAGCCUCACCUGAGCUGAAAGCUGGUGUCUUGGAGUUACUUCGUCAUCCGGAGUGUAGUGUAGAGUCCAAUGGCAAGGUUAUUUUCAACAACAACCUGGAGGUGAUAGUCAUAAAUUAGCUUACUUAAAAACAGGUUAUUGGUAUUCUGAGGUUGAUUUUUUUCAGGGGAAUAGGACAUUUCUGUUGAAUUAGUUUCAGACUAAACAAUGAAAUCAAAGUGUAUAUUUUGUGUAAAUGACUGUACAUAAUCACCAAACUUUAGCUGGGCAAAUGUGUGUUUUCUUACUUGAUCACUAAACCACUCCCACAUAACCUGUUCCUGGUGAGUCUGUUUUUAUUAUUUUAAGUUGUCUAAGUAUGAGCUAAUGUGGUGAUUGUCUUUUUCUCACCACAUUUUGUGUAAUUGUCAUAAGGUACAUUUCCAUUCUUCAUGUUAGGAUCAAAUCUUCAAUCAGCAUUUGACAUCAGCUUCAGAUGCUAUUAGCAUGUAGUUUCAUGGUCUACAGCUGCAAACUGUGCGAUCAGACACAUUUCAUUGUUGCUCCCAGUGGAUCAAAUUACAUUGAAAAUAUAAAAAUAAAUGGAAGCUUGAACAUAUAAUAUUUUUUAAAGCAAAGCACUGUUAAAUAAGUUCAAAACACCCAUGGGAGUGUAUGGGUUUUGUGCCUUUGAUUUUGAAUCUUAGAUGGUGUUAUUUCUGCAGAAAAGAUGAACAACCCUAAGAAUUUUUGGCUAGAUAUAUUCAAAUCAAGGAGCUUUUAAUGCUGGCAUUUGAUUAAGACCAAAAACUUUUAUAAUUAUGUUAUUUAGUCCCCUUUCCAUGUCAAUCAUUUUAGACUUCUAGCCUUGUUUAUAUCGGUCUCUAAAGAUGAAAUAAGAAAUAGGUUGGCAAAAUGUUGUGAUCAUUUAAACCAUAGUCAGUCAGUCAUUGACAAUGAAGUCAGUCAUUGUAGAUAACCUGAGAAUAGAAUUCAUGUUAUUCAAACAAGUUGUAUUAGACAAUUGAUGAGGGGGUUCUUGUGUGGCUUAGACAUGAAAUGAAAAACAACACUAACCUGACGAAUACAGGCUGGCCUACUGAUAAGUCUGCACAACUUAAUGUUCCAAUAUGAAAAUAAAAAACUCUGGGAAUUAAUUCUCUAAAGCUUUACAAGCUGUACCAGUAGUAUGUACUUACUGGGCUCACUCUAUGUCAACAGUUAAAAUCAUUUCCAUUGAUGUAUGGGGCAUUGGCACCACCUUGAGGGGAAGUUCAGCAAGUGCCUCUGAAAUUAAAGACUGGGCCGAUCCCACAGUUUAGAAAAAAUAGAAAUUCUAAAAAAUUGCUGACUCUCUGAGACUAAAUACCCCAGUGUAAAAACUGGGGGAAAAAGAAACUAAACAUAUUGAAGGCUACAACUAAAAAACCCUCUACAAACAAGUUUUUUUUAAUCUUUGACAUGGCUGGACUCUGGAUUUAAUUGUAAAUCAUUGAACUAUGUUUGCAACCUUUGUAUGUUUUUCUUUUGAAUCUGUAUUUACCAAGCAAAGCUUUGCUGAUUUGGGGGGAAGAUUGUAACAUAAUAAAACUGUGGAAUACACAA
Labrus bergylta (ballan wrasse) is the source of this 2467-nucleotide messenger RNA. Its product is annotated as histamine N-methyltransferase. Gene Ontology annotation, molecular function: N-methyltransferase activity. The record is from RefSeq and is a predicted model, not a curated record. Lineage: Eukaryota; Metazoa; Chordata; Actinopteri; Labriformes; Labridae.